GUUGCCAGUAAAGUCAUUCAGUGUUUUCAGAAAGCUGAAGCCAGAAGCAAGUUCACAGACUUUGUUGUCCUCGUCGAUGAUUUGAAGUUCCCCUGUCACCGCUUUGUCCUCAGUUCCUGUUCUGGGUUCUUUGAAGCACUGUUGAGAUCCGACAUGCGAGAAAAGUACGAGAGACAAGCCACGGUCAUAGGGAUCACACCGGCCGCGUUUCAACUGGUGCUGGACGCAAUGUAUGGCAAUUGCGCUGCCUUGACAGAAGAUAACAUAUUGGAAGUUUGGCACGCAUCUAACCAAUUACAGAUCGAGUUCUUGAUUGAAAUUUGUGAAACUCAUAUCUUAAAAUCGAUUAAUGUCAACAAUUAUUGGGAUAUUUACGUCAACGCCGAGUGCCUGGAUUCUGUCAAAGUUAUGGGCGCCGUGAAAAACUACAUGGUUCAAAAUUUCUUUCAAGUUGCUAGUUCUGGUGAAUUUAGAAAAAUUUAUUUUGAAGACUUCCUGGAAAUACUGCGUAGUGACAAAUUGCCAGUUUGUACAGAUUUUAUUGUAGAGUCCAUUCUGAAAUGGACCAACAUAACAUUUGAAGGUAACACGUCGGCUAAAUCUAUA
Messenger RNA from Lymnaea stagnalis (great pond snail), 606 nucleotides. The record is from the annotation of a GenBank genome assembly. Lineage: Eukaryota; Metazoa; Mollusca; Gastropoda; Lymnaeidae.